Cryptomeria japonica (Japanese cedar) is the source of this 1306-nucleotide messenger RNA. RefSeq names its product nudix hydrolase 2-like. The coding region runs from base 156 to 1049 and encodes 297 amino acids. The transcript has 9 exons. The record is from RefSeq and is a predicted model, not a curated record. Gene Ontology annotation, molecular function: ADP-ribose diphosphatase activity; NADH pyrophosphatase activity; NAD binding. Lineage: Eukaryota; Viridiplantae; Streptophyta; Pinopsida; Cupressales; Cupressaceae.
ACUAUAUAUUUACAUAAUCCUCUUAAACACAUAUUAUUAUUCAACUGCUGGAUUGAUAUAAUUUUGUUUUCCACACGCUCAGGAGCAAGGCAAAUUCAAUCUCGCUCAUAUCCAAUCUUGUUUUGAAAAGGUUACUCUCUAGAGCCCAGUCUGUAAUGGCAAUCCCAACGAACGAUGUUUCAUCUACCAGUAACGAUGUCAUCAACAGCGUUGAAACAAUUUUGAAUGAGUCCUCUGUUCAUGAAAGAUGUGAAGUGCUGAAAGUCCAGGAAGACAGAUAUGAUGGUGUCAUUGUUGACCUAAAUAAUAUGCAAAACGAUGCUACUCGUUUUGCGACAUCACUGAAAGCAUCACUUUCUCUAUGGGCGCGCCAGUCGUCGGCUGUGCAGGGGAAGAGGGCGGUGUGGAUUAAAGUGCCCAAGGAACAGGCAACACUAGUUCCCGUUGCGAUUGAGGCAGGAUUUUGGUACCAUCAUGCGGAGCCUUCAUAUGUUAUGGUAGUGUAUUGGAUCCCCCAAAUUCCUUGUACCAUCCCUGAUAAUGCUUCACAUCAAGUGGGAAUAGCAGCCUUUGUAUUCAACGACAAAGGAGAGGUUCUAGUAGUUCAGGAAAAGUGUGGACCUUACAAGGACUCUGGGUUGUGGAAGAUGCCAACAGGAAGGAUUAACCAGGGGGAAGGUAUUAAGGAAGGGGCCAUAAGAGAAGUUCACGAAGAAACAGGGAUUGAAACUGAAUUUGUACAAGUGGUCGGAUUCAGGGAUGGUCACAAUGCCCUUUUUGGGAAAUCCGAUAUGCUCUUCGUGUGUAUAUUGAAGUCUGUUUCUUGUAAUAUUGCUAUACAAGAAACUGAAAUUUCAGUAGCCAAGUGGAUGGCCGUGGAAGAAUUCGCAGCUCAACCUAAAAAUCAACAGAGCAAACUUCUAAAAGACAUGAUUGGUGCGUGUGUCGCCAGAAUGGACAGACGAUGUGAAGGAUUUUCAGCCGUUGAGAUGCCUGCUAAUUUGCGCAAACCCUCUGCAUUUUACUGCGGAGCCGUUCAUAGCGUAUAAAUUUGACAGCUAAAUCUACCAGCCUAGCAAAUUUUUUUGCAGGGUUCCAAACACUACAUAUUCAAUAUUAUUUUUGAUUCUGUCUAUUCUUUCAUGCGAUGCUAAUAUGACUGUAAAAAUUCUUAAAUAGGGGCAUAUGGCCAUUAAAUUUGCAGGAUUCCAACCACCACAUGUUUGUUGUAGUUGUUCUUAUUAUGGAAGAAGUAUUAUAAAGCAAGAUUCUUCAGUCUUUUCUCAAGAAAAUCUUUUAUGAUUCA